CCCAUUAUUGUCUUACGAAUCAUGGAGAAUGUAACUUCACCACCUCCCUCAUCUCCCAAUUCUUUCAUCACUCCCCUACUGAUAUCCCUGGGAGGCAUACUCAUCACAUACAUGGCAAUAGUACUAUACCAUCUCAUACUGGCUAAAUAUUGCCGGAGGAGGCCAGAAACUUCCGUCCAGGUGUCGCAACCGGAGCUUGGAGGCCGAUUGGCAACUGGGGUGGAAGAGAAAAUUCUCGGAACAAUCCCAAUCCUUCAAUACUCAACCAAACAACAUGAAUUCUUUCGUGUCGAUCAAAGUGAAUGUGUGGUCUGCUUGGGAGAGCUAAAGGAUGGGGACAUGGUGCGUUUGUUACCAAUUUGCAGGCAUGCAUUUCAUGUACCAUGCAUUGAUCAAUGGUUCAUCGCUCAUAGUAGUUGCCCGGUUUGUCGGUCCGGCAUAGUUGCACCGUUAAUGGCAGAUUCCGAUCAGACUUUUUCGCCGGAAUGUGUUGAUCAAGAAGGCAAUAGGGUUGAGCUUCAAUCUCAAUUUCAUGAUCAGGGUCAUGAUCAAAACAGUGUUGUUAGCGCUUCUGUUUCGGGAGUUCAUGAGUCUCGUGGUUUGUUGCGCCAUUGUGCUUCAUUAGUAUUAACCGUGGAGCAGAGGCCACCUAGUCUGGUUGCGGAAUUUAAGCGAUCAUUGUCUGUGGAUCUGUCACCUGUUACUAUUGAUGUACGAGUUGAGAGUGAACAAACUUGUUCAUCAUCUUCUUCCUCCUCGAGCAGAUCGUACAGGGCACAAUCAAUAGGACAUUUGGAUCGUGUUUCAUCCAAAUUGCUGAUGUCUUUCUCACGCCUAGGCAUGGGACGGGGUAGUGGAGUUCUUCCCUACUGA
Molecule: messenger RNA, 873 nt
Organism: Ilex paraguariensis (yerba mate)
Lineage: Eukaryota; Viridiplantae; Streptophyta; Magnoliopsida; Aquifoliales; Aquifoliaceae
Source: the annotation of a GenBank genome assembly